Schistosoma curassoni is the source of this 15471-nucleotide messenger RNA. The record is from the annotation of a GenBank genome assembly. Lineage: Eukaryota; Metazoa; Platyhelminthes; Trematoda; Strigeidida; Schistosomatidae.
GGAAACUAGUAGAGCGGUUCAUUUGAUAUAUAUUAGUCUGAAGUAGCCACGCGUCAAGUUGCUUGUAAAGCUUUGAUUCGGUUUGGUUAAUCCUCUGAAGAAAAGUCUGAGCUAAUUUUUUUCGAAUGGUGGCAACAUGAGCUCCUCUGAAUUUAGGGAUGAAAACUUACAAUACACAUACCACACUAAUUCAGAAACUUCAAUACCUAAAGCCUCAGGAGGAAGCAAUACUCGGGAUUCUUCUUUUGAUGCUCCAGGUGUUGCAGAUGUUACGUUGGGCAAAGAGUUAGUUAGAAGACCUAUUCUAUAUAAAAGAUCUGAAACAAAUAUUCCUAACAUAUGUGUUGACUCAUCGUCACAGAAUUUCAAGCAUCAUUUGAAAAAAUUACAUAUUGCUGUUAAUAAGAUUUUGGAAAAUGACCGCCUUACUAAAUAUAGAAACCAGUCGAAAAAGAAUUUCAGAGGAAAUCAGGAAGCUUGUGAGAAAAUGUUGGAUGCCGUUAGAGAGCUUGGGUCCUUUAUUGUUCAGCGUCAAAACACCUCUCCAAUUGGUCAUCACAUUAGACCUACUAAGGAUAUACAGUCCCGCUUUCCUACGAGAGUGCGAUCGAAAAGUACUACCCAUGAUGACUCAAUUAGCCAUAAACGUAAUUUAACAGUGAGGAUGGGGCAUAGUCUCAAAUCAGUCAGACGUCCUACAUCACUGACUAAAAGGUCAAAAUCUCCAAUCAAGCGUUCAGUUUCUCCUUAUCCGGUGAUUGAUACUGAAAACUCUUGCUGUUCUAAGCAUUCGGGACAUUUUAAGGGUGUAAACAUAUCUUCUCAGCGUGAAACAAAAUAUAGAUUUCCAGUCAAAAAUGAUACCUUUAUAGCUUCAAAACAGGAAACUGAAAAUGUCCAGGCUUCAGAAGAUUUUACAAAUCCAGAGAUUGCUUGUUUAGAAGCUGAAUUAUCACAUCGUGAUACAUUGAUCAAAUAUUUAUCAGACCAAUUAUUUAAAUUAUAUCAAGAUAAUGAUAGAAUAUUUGCUGAAUAUGAAUUACAAGAAGCUAAUUUAACUAAAUAUUUACAUUCAUUAAGAUCACGUUUAACUGAAACAAAUACUAAUUUAAAUCAACAACAUACUACUCAUAAUACUACUAAUAAUACUAAUUCUAUUCAUACUGAUUACAUAACACAUAUUACUCAAUCUAUAUCUCAAGAUAUUCAUAUUAAUAUCACAGAUUCUAUUUUACAUCAUUUUGCUAAAGAAAUCAAUGAUAAAAUCAUAAAUCCCGGUAUAAAUAAUAAUAAUAAUAAUAAUAAUGAUAAUGAUGUCAUAGUUACUAUGAAUCCAAUUCAAAGAAUAGAACAAUCAUUCAUAUCUGAAUUAAAAGAUCUUCAUUUAGCUACACAGAAUUUAUUAAAUUAUUGGGAAAUAAAAAAUCAUCAAAUGAAUUAUCCUAUUGUAUGUCAACAAUUUUUUAAUGCAUUACUUAAUUUUUAUAUUAUUUCAAUGAAUUCUUAUCAAUUAAAUAAUCAAUUUAUUGAUCCAAAUAUUAAAGAUUUACAAAUGAAAGCAAAUCAUGCUGAACAACAAAUUAUUGAUUUAUCAAAUGAAAUUAAACAAUAUCAAUAUCAAUUAAAUCAAUUAAAUGAAAAAUUACAAAAAAAUCAAUUAGAAGAAACAAAUCAUCAUUUAUUGAUUAGUGAUUAUUUUUUAUCAUCAACAAAUUCUUCAUCUAAUAAUAAUAAUAAUAAUAUAAUUACUUAUUUAUCUGAUACAGAUCAAACUCAAUGUAUAUUAUCAUCACCAUCAUCAUCAUCAUCAUUAUUAUUAGAUCCAGGAUCAAGUUCCCAAACUUAUGAAUCUAUACCAAAAAUAAAAUCAAUAGACGAUCAAACUAUAUUCCCAUCAAAAUCGAUAAUAAUGCCAAUCGAUAUUUCAACAACCACCACCACCACAACAACAACAACAACAAUACCAGUUUAUAAUUCGAUUAAUAAUUUACUUCAACGUUUAUGGGGAAUGUUAUCGAAAGAAUCAAAGUUAACUAGUACAGAUUUACAUCAAUCUAAAUUAUGGAUUAGUAAUAAAGAGGAUUAUGAUACAUUAUAUGAAGCAUAUAAUAUUAUUGAACAAUUUCAAUGGUAUAUACAAAAUAAUAAACUUUCAUCAUUUAAAUCAUCUAGUUUAGUUGAGUCACAAUCUUCACUGUCAACAACAACAACAACAACAGCAACAUAUUUUGCACCAGAACUAGUUGCUAAUGAAAUCAAUAGAACAACCGCAACUGAUAAGUCUAUACCUGUUGAAGUUUCAUCAAUAACUAGCCUUACAGAUCAGUCGACAAUUACUGCUUUAAAUUCUAAUCAACAUAAAAUAAAAGAUAUUGAAGAGGUAAAUUUGGAAUCAUUCAAAAUGGAAGAGUUAUCUUCUUGUACAAAGUAUGCAACAAAAUCAAUUUACUUAACAGAUAUGUGUACAUCUACAAGUGAUCUGUUAACAUUGUUUAUUAAUCAAGAUCAAAAUCAUCAGUUGAAUAUGCAACAGGUUAAGCAAAUGAAUGAUCAGAUAAUAUCAACAGAUGAUCUUAUUCAAACAUCAUCAUUGGAUAAAGAAGCUUUACAUAAUGGAGAAUUAUCCAAUGUACAGUCUUUGACUAAAGCAUUUUUAAAUCAAGUCAGUACAAUUAUAUCAAAUUUACAUCAGUAUAUACCUGAUCAAGAUAAUCAAAUUGAAUAUGAAUCACCUGAUCACUACCUUACUGAUGAUAAAAGUUUUUCGAUUCAUAAUGCAAAACGUUUACUAGUAAAUACAGAGGAAUAUGAUCAGAAAUAUCCACUUUAUUCAGCUGAACAAUCACUUAUUCACCUAACUGAAUUACAAGAAAUUCUACAACAACAAAUCAUUAGAAAACAAGAUACUUUUGUUGAACAAAUUGAACAGGAUAAUUAUUCAUUCAAUCAAGAAAUUGAUAGAUUAUUAGAUGACAAACCUGAAAUCACAGAAUUGAACUUGACAGAAAAGCUACAGUCUGCGUUACAUAUUAUAUAUGAAGAGUUAUCUUUGUGUCAGCAUUUAGUAGAUAAACUUUUGAGUGAAAAAACAAAACACUGCAAACUUAUAGCUAUACAAGCAUCACAAAUAGAAGAUUUGAACAAAGAAUUAAGAGAUUAUGACUAUAAAUUAAAAGCUAUUUCAACAGGACAUAACAUUGUCCCACAUAAUAACGACGAGACGUAUGAAAAUAAUUGCUACGAGAGAAAUGAUGAAAAGGUAAAAAGUGAAUGUUAUAUAUAUCAUCAUAAUCAAUAUCCUAAUUCACUUAUUGAUUCAUCUACAAAUCCAAAUAAAACCAUAAUAAAUGAACUAAAAUUAACUAACCAGACAGAGAUUGAACAAACAACUAUAAUGUCCAAAGAGGAGAAAGAAUAUCGAACAAUAGCCAAAAUUGAAGAAAAAAAAUCCACAUUAGAUAAAGAAACAAUAAUAACUUCACAAUUUACCGUGGACAUGACGAGAGAGAAGCUAGUGAGUUCAAGUUUGUGUGAAGAUGAGUCGAAUGUGGUUGGUCAACUGCGCGAAGAGUUGACGUCUUGUUAUGAACAGAUAGUGAAGCUGUCUAGAUCGGUGGAGGAGAGUGAUGCUUCGUUGAUGGAUGUCCGGCGUUUGUUGACUGUGAAGGAGAGUGAAGUGGCGGAUCUGAGAGAGGAGAAGCGUCAUUUACGAGACGAAGUGAAUGAGUUGAGGGAGACUGUAGAGGCAGAACGACGUGAUUUGGACAUAAUGCGUGCAAAUAUGGAUGUGUUGGAGAGCAAGGAAGAGGUGUCGGCGAUGUGCGUGGAGUGUCGUGGACCGAACGUUGCUGCUGCUGCUGCUGCUGCUGCUGCUGCUGCUGUGGAGGAGGAGUGUGUGCAGACGGAGAUUGACGACGAAGUUUUUGACCUGGUGUCGACGUUGCAGCUCGAGGUUGCCCAUCUGCGUGAGGAAAAUGCGGCGACGUUGGCGGCUCUGGAGCGUUCACAGCUCGAGUUGAGCAUGAAACAGACCGAAGUGCAGGAACCGGAGUCACGUAUGAUGGUGAACGAGACAACUUGUUGGAUUCCUUGUGAGACUGUGAGAAAGGCGCCCGAUGUGGUUGUCCGUGAGUUGGCAGAGGUUGAUGACACAGACAGAGUGGAGGCAGACGUGUUUGCCGGAGUUCCUGACAUGCAGCUGGUGGAGACUGUUGCAAGCGACUCAGUGUCAGGCAUUGUGCCUGAUCGAAUGGACAGACAAACUACGGACUUGUGUGUUGAGGGCGUUUCGAACGAGGAAGUGGUCUUGCCCAUUCACGCCACUCAGAGUUGGACGAAACCGCCGAGUGAACAAGACAAUGACGAUCCCGAACUUGCCCUGUUGAAUACAGACAGCCUAAGAGCGCGAUUGAAGGAGGCCAUGAGCAGAAUCUGCGAACUUGAGAAUGCCAAGACAGAGUUGAGUGUGCGUCUGCGUGAGCUGGAAGGCGUUAUGAUGUGUGAAGAUAAGCCGAUGGAUGUGAUGCCUCUUAGUUCUCGUGUGCCUGACCGGUCGAUGAAAGUGACGGACGAAGCUGAUGCACUGUCGAAGCACAACAAAGAGCUGAUGACAGAGGUAGACUUGUUACGAAGUAAGAUUUCAGAGCGCGUGACACUGUUGGACGAUGUGUGCAUGGAGAUGGAUGAGGUCAGAGGAUCACUGGGUUUCUUGUUGAAGCAGGUGAGAGAAUUGCGUGCAGCACAUGCUGAGGCGAAUGCUGACCGCGCCGAAAUGGCGAACAGAAUGAGUGAGUACGAACGGGUUUCACAUCGCCUGUGCGAAACAGUUGGUCGAUCCACGUCACCAGUGCAAGACAUCGACUAUGCACACGAAGGCUCGUCGACUGACCGUUGCACAUCAGACGGGUUGCGAGAGGAUUUGCAGCGUGCACUGGAUACACAAUCGUUCGAGCUGGAGGCAGUCACUGAGAAACUGAAAGAAUGUGAGUCAAUGAACAAUGCCCUGAUCUGUGAGUGUGAGUCGCUGAAGCGUCGUCUAGAGAGUUAUAUGACUGUGAUUACUGACUUGGAGAAUGAUGUGACCAAGACGAAAGCACUGUUGGCGUUUGUGGUUGACCAUAUAAGAGGUCUGCGUUCCGACUAUGGAGAUUGGUGCAGAGAGCACGAACAACGAGUGCAGGAGUGUUUAGAUGCCGUCACAACAGGGUUGUCCCAUGGUGUGGUUGAACACGUGGACCGUGAGUGUGAGACAAUGACAUGGCCAGAACACUUGGAGUCUACUGUUAUGCUUGAUAGCUUUGUGCGACUACAAGAGUCUCAUGAAGUGACGUCGAUGCAGAGAGGACAAGAUUGGGAUUCGGUAAGUGAGAUGAGCAGACUGUGCGACCGGAACCGUGAGCUGUCUGAGGAGCUCUGCAAGUGUCGAGACCUGUGUGAUAAGCAGGCAUCUGAGAUGGUGUUGAUGCAAACAGCUCUUCGUCAGGCAGUCGAACAGGCGUCAACUGCCCGAGAGGAACUGGAGGCCUAUAGACACGAGAAGGUUUGCGCAAUGUCAGAUCUGGAGAGUCAACUGUCUGCUUCUCGUGACGAGUGUUCUGCACUACGGGAUCAAGUGUGUCGGCUUGAGACAUCGAUGGAAGAGCAUUGCAACACAGUGUUGGCGAUAGCCAGUCGAGACUGGGAGUCGCGCGUAAACGAAAUUGUGAGAGAACGCGACACAGCCAUGAAAGAGUUGUUGGAACUGCGUAGUAGGUUGGAUAUGGCAGACGAUGUGGACGCCAGGUUGGCAAAAACAGUGUGCAGAAGUGACAUGGGAACUGACGUGCUAGAUCGUAUGAUUGAACGUGAUAUAGCUUUGUCAUCAGGGUUCACUAGUGAUACGAGAGAGACUGUGAGCGUGGGCGUUGGUAAAGAUGCAGAGGACGACGAGUCGAAUUGCAUGGUUGUUGACGGUUGGAGCGACUACUCCUCAGAAUGCAUACACGACGAGCACAAGCCUAGUGUGUCGGUUGGUUCUCCGACUAGACUUGUGAGUGUGGCGACUCAAGCGACAGACAGCGUGUCUUGGUUGGCUACUGACACAUUGUCAACUUCAGGAUUUACCGAUCAGUCGACCGUAGAUCAGUCGACCAGGAGUCCAGUGGAGAUGACGAGAGAGAAGCUAGUGAGUUCAAGUUUGUGUGAAGAUGAGUCGAAUGUGGUUGGUCAACUGCGCGAAGAGUUGACGUCUUGUUAUGAACAGAUAGUGAAGCUGUCUAGAUCGGUGGAGGAGAGUGAUGCUUCGUUGAUGGAUGUCCGGCGUUUGUUGACUGUGAAGGAGAGUGAAGUGGCGGAUCUGAGAGAGGAGAAGCGUCAUUUACGAGACGAAGUGAAUGAGUUGAGGGAGACUGUAGAGGCAGAACGACGUGAUUUGGACAUAAUGCGUGCAAAUAUGGAUGUGUUGGAGAGCAAGGAAGAGGUGUCGGCGAUGUGCGUGGAGUGUCGUGGACCGAACGUUGCUGCUGCUGCUGCUGCUGCUGCUGCUGCUGCUGCUGCUGUGGAGGAGGAGUGUGUGCAGACGGAGAUUGACGACGAAGUUUUUGACCUGGUGUCGACGUUGCAGCUCGAGGUUGCCCAUCUGCGUGAGGAAAAUGCGGCGACGUUGGCGGCUCUGGAGCGUUCACAGCUCGAGUUGAGCAUGAAACAGACCGAAGUGCAGGAACCGGAGUCACGUAUGAUGGUGAACGAGACAACUUGUUGGAUUCCUUGUGAGACUGUGAGAAAGGCGCCCGAUGUGGUUGUCCGUGAGUUGGCAGAGGUUGAUGACACAGACAGAGUGGAGGCAGACGUGUUUGCCGGAGUUCCUGACAUGCAGCUGGUGGAGACUGUUGCAAGCGACUCAGUGUCAGGCAUUGUGCCUGAUCGAAUGGACAGACAAACUACGGACUUGUGUGUUGAGGGCGUUUCGAACGAGGAAGUGGUCUUGCCCAUUCACGCCACUCAGAGUUGGACGAAACCGCCGAGUGAACAAGACAAUGACGAUCCCGAACUUGCCCUGUUGAAUACAGACAGCCUAAGAGCGCGAUUGAAGGAGGCCAUGAGCAGAAUCUGCGAACUUGAGAAUGCCAAGACAGAGUUGAGUGUGCGUCUGCGUGAGCUGGAAGGCGUUAUGAUGUGUGAAGAUAAGCCGAUGGAUGUGAUGCCUCUUAGUUCUCGUGUGCCUGACCGGUCGAUGAAAGUGACGGACGAAGCUGAUGCACUGUCGAAGCACAACAAAGAGCUGAUGACAGAGGUAGACUUGUUACGAAGUAAGAUUUCAGAGCGCGUGACACUGUUGGACGAUGUGUGCAUGGAGAUGGAUGAGGUCAGAGGAUCACUGGGUUUCUUGUUGAAGCAGGUGAGAGAAUUGCGUGCAGCACAUGCUGAGGCGAAUGCUGACCGCGCCGAAAUGGCGAACAGAAUGAGUGAGUACGAACGGGUUUCACAUCGCCUGUGCGAAACAGUUGGUCGAUCCACGUCACCAGUGCAAGACAUCGACUAUGCACACGAAGGCUCGUCGACUGACCGUUGCACAUCAGACGGGUUGCGAGAGGAUUUGCAGCGUGCACUGGAUACACAAUCGUUCGAGCUGGAGGCAGUCACUGAGAAACUGAAAGAAUGUGAGUCAAUGAACAAUGCCCUGAUCUGUGAGUGUGAGUCGCUGAAGCGUCGUCUAGAGAGUUAUAUGACUGUGAUUACUGACUUGGAGAAUGAUGUGACCAAGACGAAAGCACUGUUGGCGUUUGUGGUUGACCAUAUAAGAGGUCUGCGUUCCGACUAUGGAGAUUGGUGCAGAGAGCACGAACAACGAGUGCAGGAGUGUUUAGAUGCCGUCACAACAGGGUUGUCCCAUGGUGUGGUUGAACACGUGGACCGUGAGUGUGAGACAAUGACAUGGCCAGAACACUUGGAGUCUACUGUUAUGCUUGAUAGCUUUGUGCGACUACAAGAGUCUCAUGAAGUGACGUCGAUGCAGAGAGGACAAGAUUGGGAUUCGGUAAGUGAGAUGAGCAGACUGUGCGACCGGAACCGUGAGCUGUCUGAGGAGCUCUGCAAGUGUCGAGACCUGUGUGAUAAGCAGGCAUCUGAGAUGGUGUUGAUGCAAACAGCUCUUCGUCAGGCAGUCGAACAGGCGUCAACUGCCCGAGAGGAACUGGAGGCCUAUAGACACGAGAAGGUUUGCGCAAUGUCAGAUCUGGAGAGUCAACUGUCUGCUUCUCGUGACGAGUGUUCUGCACUACGGGAUCAAGUGUGUCGGCUUGAGACAUCGAUGGAAGAGCAUUGCAACACAGUGUUGGCGAUAGCCAGUCGAGACUGGGAGUCGCGCGUAAACGAAAUUGUGAGAGAACGCGACACAGCCAUGAAAGAGUUGUUGGAACUGCGUAGUAGGUUGGAUAUGGCAGACGAUGUGGACGCCAGGUUGGCAAAAACAGUGUGCAGAAGUGACAUGGGAACUGACGUGCUAGAUCGUAUGAUUGAACGUGAUAUAGCUUUGUCAUCAGGGUUCACUAGUGAUACGAGAGAGACUGUGAGAGUGGGCGUUGGUAAAGAUGCAGAGGACGACGAGUCGAAUUGCAUGGUUGUUGACGGUUGGAGCGACUACUCCUCAGAAUGCAUACACGACGAGCACAAGCCUAGUGUGUCGGUUGGUUCUCCGACUAGACUUGUGAGUGUGGCGACUCAAGCGACAGACAGCGUGUCUUGGUUGGCUACUGACACAUUGUCAACUUCAGGAUUUACCGAUCAGUCGACCGUAGAUCAGUCGACCAGGAGUCCAGUGGAGAUGACGAGAGAGAAGCUAGUGAGUUCAAGUUUGUGUGAAGAUGAGUCGAAUGUGGUUGGUCAACUGCGCGAAGAGUUGACGUCUUGUUAUGAACAGAUAGUGAAGCUGUCUAGAUCGGUGGAGGAGAGUGAUGCUUCGUUGAUGGAUGUCCGGCGUUUGUUGACUGUGAAGGAGAGUGAAGUGGCGGAUCUGAGAGAGGAGAAGCGUCAUUUACGAGACGAAGUGAAUGAGUUGAGGGAGACUGUAGAGGCAGAACGACGUGAUUUGGACAUAAUGCGUGCAAAUAUGGAUGUGUUGGAGAGCAAGGAAGUGGUGUCUGAUAUACGUUCUCAUCGUGUUCUUUUUUCAGAUCGACUUGGUUUUUGUGAUAGUGCUGACGUCGACGGUGCACAUAGUAUAUUUUUGCAUGAUGAGCUUUCUGAUCUUAAGCAGAAAUUUUCAAGAAUUUCAAUGUCGUUAGCGUUUGCUACGGAUUUUGUUGAUUUAUGUAUGAAGUUACUAUCAGUUUUUGUAAAUUUACUUUUGGAUUUAUCUAGAUUUUCAAAUACCAAUUUUGAUCGUAUAUUGUGUGCUGAUUUUAUAGAUCUUUUGUCAGAUAUUGUUUCUUUUUCAAAAUCUUCUAAUUUUGUUGAUGUUUUUGGUGAUUAUUCUAAUAGUUUGACAUAUUUCAGUAAUCUACAUGAAUUACUGUUAUCCGGUUGUCUAUCUUCCUGUAGUUUAUGUAAAAUCCAAGACGUUUGUCAUCGUAGUUUUAUAUGUAAUUUAUGUAUUCGUUGUAUUUCUUCUAUCCAACAUCCUGAUGUUUACAAUGACAUAUUAAAAGCACAAUAUCCUCACAUUAAUCCAAUGAAUGGUACCGAUGAUAAUGAUCAUGAUGAUCAUGAUCAUGAUGUGAACGCUUCUGGUGAUUUGUUAUCUGAUCAUCAUUCUAAUACAAUUUAUCCACAAUUUAUAUUACAACAAUCAAUAUCUAAUGAAACUCAACAAAUUGAUCUUGAACAUCAACUUCUUAUUGCUAAAUCAGAAAUAAAUCGAUUAUCUCAUCUAUUAUAUAAUAUAAGACUAAAUAGACAUCAUGAACAAGAAGAAGUCAAAGAAAAAGAAGAAAAACAAAUACAAAAGAAAUUCAAUAAUGAUACACAAUUAGAAAUUGAAAAAAUUUAUUUUGAAAAUUUAUAUUUAACUAAACAAAAUAAUCAAUUAGUAAUAAUCAAUAAUCAAUUAUAUCAUAAAAUAUUGAAUGAAAUUACAAAAGAAUUAAACAUAUUCCAAUCAUUAAUCAAUAAUAAUAAUAAUAAUAAAUCAAUAUCCAAUGAAGAAUCAAUUGAAUGUGAUCAAUACUUCAAAUUUAUUGAUUAUUUAUUAAAUAAUAGAAAAGAAUUAAUCAAAGAAAUUAUUGAUUAUAAAAAUAAUUAUAAUAUCAUUUAUCAAUUAUUAAUUGAAGGUUUAUAUUUAAAUAAAAUAAAUGAAUUAAAACAAACUACAAAUCAAUAUUGUUAUUGGAAGAAAGUAGAAAAUAUUAUUCAUUCUAAUAAUAAUUUAAUAUCAAGAUCUAGUUCUAUAGAAAAUGAAUUCAAUGUACUUGUUCCACCACCACCAUCAUCAUCACCACCUCCACCACCACCACAACAACAAGAACAAUUAUACGAAUUCAAUAAUUCUAUAAUCCAAACUGGUCAUUGUUUGCUGAAUAAAAUAAAUAAAAUCAUAUCAAAAAUUGAAAAAAUUGAAAUGGAUUUAAAUAAUUCAAAAUGUAUUCAACAACAAUUGAUUGAUUUGAAAAAAAUCAAUAAUCAAUGGAAAAUCAAUAUGAAUAUAAUAUUGAAUGAUUUAUUGAUUUUACGAAAUAAAAUCAAUAAUGAUCAUGAUAUAGCAACCGCAACUACGACAACAACAACAACAACUCCAAGAGAUAUCCUUUCAAUGAGUUGUAAUCAUUUGAAUGAUGAUUAUUCUAUAAAUAUAUUAAAUCCAAAUGAAAUUAUGCCAAUAUUUAAUAUAUUGAUUAAAGAUUUCCAAACUUAUAUCAAUAGAAUAAGUAUUAUAGAAAAUCAAUAUAAUUUAUUAAAUGAUAAAUUAAAUCAAUUAAAUAAAGAAUGUAAUAAACUUCAUAUUGAAAUGAUUCAAUUACAAUCAUCAAUUAAUAAUCAAACAAUUAUCAUAGAUAACAUAGUAACUAAUAAUUUAGUUACUAUGUCAACUGAAUCAAUCAAUAUAAGUAAUGAUAAUGAUACAGAGAAUUUUUCUAUCAAUAUAGAGAUUGAAAAUAUCAUGGAAAAAAUUAAACUAUAUACAAAUCAAUUAAAUUCUAUUAGAAAACAGAUGAUACAACAAAUAGAACAAAAGAAUACUGAACAAAUCAAAACAUUAGAUGAUGAUGAUGAAGAUAAUACUAAUGUAGAAAAUGAAGUAAAAGAAGAUAUUUACGUAUCAAAUCAAUAUAUACUUGAUAAAGAAAUAUUUUUGAACGAGAAAAGUAAAACUAUUGAAUGUAUUGAUAAUAAACAUCAGAAAGAUACUCCUAUUAUUGAUUCUACAGAUGAAGUGAUAUCACUUUUAACUAAAGUACCUAUUCCACCUGAUGUACAUUUGUUAAGUGAUGAGAAACAAUCAGAUAGUUCUUUUGAUAUUAGUAGAAUAGUUGAAGAAGAUUUCAAUGUCAAUGACACAGAACAAAGCUUACUGGAUAUAAGAAGAGAUUAUUCUACUAACGAAUUGAAAGAUACUUCUGUUAUUCAUUCUACAGAUGAAGUGAUAUCAUUUUCAACUAAAGUACCUAUUCCACCUGAUGUACAUUCUAUAAGUGACGAAAAACAAUCACAUGAUUCUUCUGAUGAUAAUAGAAUUCAUGAUACAGAACAAUUUCAGACUAUUAUUUCAAACAAUUAUACAAAAUCUACUAACAAUACGGACCAAUAUUCACUAGAGUUUGUUCUACGUUUAUUACAUUUACGUGAUACGGAACUAUUAUACAUCAUUUCAACAAAUAAUAAAUCUGAAGAAGAAGAAGAAUCAAUCAACCAUAAUAAAUAUAAUUUAUCUCCAUCUAUAUUAAACAAUCAAUUUCUCAUAAAGAAACUUAAUAAAUUCAUAUAUUGGGAAAAUAUAGAUCCAAUCGAUAUAAAUAGUAUACCAAUUCAUCGUAUUAAUAUCAAUAUGUUCGAAUCACAAGAAUCUAUUGAACAACAAAUCGAUAGAAUAUCAUCUACUUCCAAGAAUCAAUUAUUUAUAAAUGUUGAAACAAUAGAAAUGACAAAUCAAUCUACUGAUCAAAUAUCUUAUCAUGAAGAUAUGGAUUGGUAUGAACAACAUUUGUAUACGUUAGUUCAAAAUGCAUUGAAUGCAUUAAAUCAAAUGAAUCAACAUUUUCUUGAAUCGAAAAAACCAUUAUUAUCUGAACACAGACAAGAAGAGUUAAUCAAUAUCUUGACGAAAUUAUUAACAACUAUCCCAAUAAACAAUACUAUACAACAACAAACUCAUGAAAAAAAUGUUCAAAAAAGCCUUCAAUCAUCUCCCUCAUUUUCUCCAUGUUUAACAUCAUCAUUAUUAGAAGAACAUCCAGGAUGUAAUACAAGUGUUGUAAGUAUCACUACAACGACAACUUCAGGAGUUACUUGUUUUAUUCAAACUCUUUCAUCUAUUACACCUACUAAUACCACUACAACUACUACAUCGUUUUCACAAUCUAAACAGAUCUCUGAAAUAUCUGAUUCAUCUAAUUUAAGUUUUACAACAAAUUUAACUUAUCCAAGACGUUCAGAAAAAGCAUCAAUAAAUGAAUUAAUUAGUUCUGUGGAUCAUUUGAGAAAUUUGCAUGAAUUACGCAGUUUAGCCAAAUAUCUUUUAGAUCAAUAUCAUAUUGUUACAUCUGAACUAGACCUUCAGUCUGAUACGAAUUGGUGUUUAAGACAGAGAUUGACAAAUGCAAACAGUCAAUUAAACCGGUUAACAGGCUUGUUAAAUAAAAGCAGUCAAGGAUUGUCAUCGAUUGAAGAAGAUUUAAGCUUAGGAACGGACAAAACUUCAUUACGUUCAGAACAUUAUGAUGGAAUACGUCAUAAAUCACUUCAACCAACUUAUACUUUAAAUAAUUUACAAGAAAAGAAUAUAACUAGUGGUCGACGUUUAAAUUUCAUUCCUUCCUCUGAUGAACAAUUGAUUAGAUCUAGUUAUUCAUCAUCUAUUCAAACAAUGGGAAAUAAAUCAAUAUUAAAAUCGAAAUCCAAAUCCAAAUCUGAAAUAUCAUCAAUGACAUCAAGAAUUAGUGAUCCUGAUUAUUUUAUAACUCAUGGAAUGUUUAUUCCAAUGAGAAUAAUGCAAUCUAUUUCAUCACAAACGGUGAAACACAAAAAAGUAUCUUGUCUUCCACGGAACACUUUUAGUUGUGGUCCAAUUUUAAAACGUUCGCAUAAACAUCAUCAUUCUUCAUCUAUUGAUGAUACAUAUCAAUCAUUAUCUAAACCAUGCAGUCAUGAUAUUAGUGAUAAAUCUAUUGAAAUUAUUGGUAGAACAAUAACAUCAACACCAUUAUUAACAACAACAUUAACAAAUUCAUCUAAACAAUUAGAUAUUAAGAAUAAUCCAAAUAUACUAAUAUCAAAUUGGAAUGAAUUAGAGACAAGUCAACAGAAAUUACCUAAUACAUCAAUGUCUAUAAUAAAAGAUUAUGAACAUUAUCCAAAUAAAUCUUCAUCUCUAUCAGUUUCUUCAACAAUGAAUAAUGAAAAUGAUAUAAUAUGUAAUGAAAAACAAUCAUUAUUACAUGAAUAUAAUAAUAAUAAUAAUAAUAGUAGUAUUCAUCAAUUACCACAGAGUUCCACAACAACAAGAACCCCCGCCGCCGCCGCCGUCGUCACCACCACCAACACAACAACAACAGCAACAAGUCGUUCAUUAUCAUCAUCAUCCUCAACAUCAUCAUCUUUUUCAUUUACAAGUUUUCAUUCACAUCCUUAUUCUAAUGAAAGAAUUCCUAUAAAAUCAAGAAAAAUGAAAUUUCAUUCACGUUUUCUUAAUUUAUUUAAAUCUAAUUUUAAAAAAUGAUCCAUUUUUUUAAUUGUUUAGUAUUAUUAUUUUGUUGCAAUUAUCGUCGUUGUUGUUGUUGUUGUUGUCGUCGCCGUCGUCGUCGUUACCAUUAUUGUUGCCAUGACUCAACUAAGAGAAAAAAAAACAAAAGAAGAUUAGUGUAAAACAAUUAUUCUCAUUAUGUUUAAUUCAUGAUAAACUAUGUGUGUGCGUGUGUGUUUGUGUGUCAUUUUUCUUUUCUUUUCUCUUCUUUUUUUUUUAAAUUGUCAUACAAGUACCUGUGAUGUUCCUUGAUUGAAUUGAUUUUUUUGUAAUGUGUGCUAGUUUAUUACUUAAUUAUUCAAUCAUUCAUUUACUCAGUUGAUUUCAUACUGUUUUACACAUAGUUUAUUACAUUAUUGAUUUACUCUUAUUAUUAUUAUUAUCAUCUUAUUUUUCUGUUAUAAUAUAUACAUUGAUCCAUUGAAAAGGAAGGGGGGGUACUCUUAAAUGUGUACAGUUCUCUUCUUUAUUUCUUAUAUGAAACUGGAUAUAUCGAUUAUCAUUGUCGUUGUUGGUUGUUGUUGUUGUUGUUGUUGCUAUGACUUAUUGUGUACUUGAUCUGAUACAAUUUCGAUCUGCUUAUCAUCAUUUUUGAAAACUGUAAACAUUGUAUUAUGUAAUAGAUUACAGAUAUAUGAUAAAAAAAAAAUACAAAUUCAAUGAUUUCAUUAUUAAUUAGAUGAUUCUAUUUUUUUGCUUUUAUUUUUUGUUGUUGUUGUUGUUGCUGGGGAAUAUGAACAGUUAUUUAUUUUAAAUGCUUCUAUAUAGAUGAGUAUCAUGUGAAUUCAUGCAUUUUGGAUUUUUUUCUUUCUUUUCUAUCCAACUCAAUCGUCAUGGUUACUAUGAUAUAGUUAUUACAUAGUUACUGUGACAAUCUCAUUUUGUUCAGUUUAUUGUGUGUGUGUGUGUGUGUGUGUAUAACUAAAUUGCCAAAACUCUUGAUAGCGCCAUUUCUAUCAUUUCAUAAUUGAUUGAUCGAUUAUAUGAAGAAGGGGGGGGUGUGCUAGGGAAGUGUUCUAUAUUUCACAGCUUUUGCCUUCAGUUAUAUAUCUAUAUUACUUUAAUCUUCUUUCUUUUUUCUUCAUUUAUUCAUUCAUUUUCAUAAUAUUUCACGAAUAUAUAUUUUAUUUUAUUGUUUAAAUAAUGUUUAUAGGCAUAACGAUUAGAAAUUACAUUGUUUCUUCUUUAUACUUAUGAUCAAUGUCACUUUCAAUGUUUUACGGUGUUAAAGCGUGUAGCUAUGUCGUUUUUUUUUUGUUUAAUGCUUAGAUCAAUAUUGUGUAUCUCUCUCUCUGUGUGUGUGUGUGUGUGUGUGUGUGUGUGUGUGUGAGAUCUUGAUCUGUUUUUGUUUUCUCAUUAGUUAAACAUUGACAUCAGAUCAUUGUUAUGUAACAGUUUUAGGCUGUGAAUAUGAACAUUUGUCAUUAUUAUUAUUGUUGUUACUUAUUCUUGUCACCAUCAUCAUCAUCAUUUCAUUUUCAUUAUUCAUUUCAUUCGUUCAGAUUCAGUAAAUAAAUAAAUAAAUAUCUUCUGGAUAUAUUGUGUGUUUUUAUCAGAAUGGGGGUUUUGUGGAGAUUUUAGAAAUUUCACAUAUUGAAAUC